Messenger RNA from Rhagoletis zephyria (snowberry fruit fly), 1261 nucleotides. RefSeq lists its product as uncharacterized. The record is from RefSeq and is a predicted model, not a curated record. NCBI's taxonomy places the organism in Eukaryota, Metazoa, Arthropoda, Insecta, Diptera, Tephritidae.
ACCACUGCGGCGGGACGCGCCGGUACUAGGCGACUCUUAUUCACUUGCGUUGCGGCAGUUCACUCGACUGGAACGCCGCCUGCUUGCUGACCCUACACUACAGGAAAACUAUGUGAAGUUUAUGCGUGAGUAUGCUGCGCUGGGGCAUAUGGAGCCUGUGCAAGCACCAUAUUCUCAUGACGGGUGCUACUACAUCCCUCAUCCUGCGGUUGUUGGAAAGUUUCGAGUCGUGUUCAACGCGUCAGCGCAAACGAGUACUGGCGUUUCCCUCAAUGACAUUCAGCUGGUGGGCCCAACCAUUCAGGACUCACUUGUAAACAUACUGUUACGAUUUCGCAGAUACCGAGUGGCGAUUACCGCUGACAUUGAGAAGAUGUUUGGGCAGGUGCUGGUUACCUCCGAACAUCAGGAUCUCCAGAGGAUCAUAUGGCGAGAGUCACCGGCAGACAAUAUCGGUGUUUAUCGUUUGAAGACAGUCACUUAUGGGAUGGCGAGCAGCCCUUACAACGCCGUACGUGCCCUUCAACAGUGUGCGGUCGACAACUGCAGUGUAAGUCGAGACGAGGAUCAGGCGGCUCUUGCUCGAGAUGCAAUCUUGACGUCGUUCUAUGUUGAUGACUUUUUGACAAGCUGUGCGAAUGCCAGUGAAGGAAUAGAACUGGCGAGGAGUGUAGAUGCUAUUCUAUCUGCGGGAAAGUUUAGGCUGAGCAAAUGGAACUCAAACGAUAAUCAGGUAACGAUGUGUUUGUCGAGUAACGCCUCUAUUUCCAGUUAUACAUUCAACUCCGGCGAGACUUCGGUCCUGGGCCUUAAAUGGGAUUCGGUGACUGAUGAGUUGUUCUAUCGCGUUGAGAUUGAGCCGACAAUAGAUGUUCCUACCAAGAGAAGCGUGCUUAGGGAAGUCACUCGACUCUUCGAUCCUACUGGUUUGCUAUCCCCCGUAGUAAUAACGGGGAAGGUUUUCAUUCAGAAGAUGUGGUCUGUGGGGUUGUCUUGGGACACUCCAUUACCCGACGACCUUCGUGAGGAAUGGCUGAGGUAUCGUUCCAAGCUUAAGGCUCUGAAUCAAGUUCGAAUCGAGCGGUGGUUGGGUAUGGUGCGACAUGGCCGGACCACGUUACAUGGGUUCUGCGAUGCCAGCUCAUAUGCAUACGCGGCCAUGAUCUACAUUAGGACAAUAGACGAUUCCCACGCAAAGCAGCUCUCGCUCCUUACUGCACGCAGGAAAGUGGCUCCAUUCAAAGGCUCAACCAUACCAUGA